GUCAUAAAAGGACCUCGAGCCCUAUGGGCUGUUGAUAGAUGGAUCAAGCUAAUGCUACGGGUUCCCACUCACGAGGAGGGAUCCAGCAUUUUUUGGGAGUUUGCAACUGACUCCUAUGAUCUGGGAUUUGGUCUCUUUUUUGAGUGGAACCUUGCACCCCAGGAGAACAUAACAAUAACCAUUUCUGAGUCAAGUGACGAAGAGGAGGAGGAGGAAGAGGAAGAAGAAGACGGGGAUGGGAGUGCAGUUGAGCCUGCGUCAAAACCAAGAAACACUACCACCACUCCAGAUGAGGCCGACGUGGAAAGUGGAGGUGGGAACAGCAGAAGCAAAAAGCUCGCUAACACCCCACCGACUGACGAGCUGAUACCGGUCUACCGCCGAGAUUGUCACAUGGAGGUGUAUUGUGGCAGUCAUCAAUAUCCCGGAUGUGGUGUCUACAUCUUCAAAUUUGACAACUCCUUCUCUCUUUGGCGGUCAAAAUGGCUCUACUAUCGAAUCUUCUAUGGGAAAUGA
Molecule: messenger RNA, 516 nt
Organism: Hydatigera taeniaeformis
Lineage: Eukaryota; Metazoa; Platyhelminthes; Cestoda; Cyclophyllidea; Taeniidae
Source: the annotation of a GenBank genome assembly